AUGCCCAAAAGAGAGCUCAGAGUAGCUUCAAACCAGAUCCUCUCUCUCUUUCAAGAUAAUUAUCCUGAAAUUGUUGCUCAUAAUAUUUUCAUCAAUGUUCCAUGGUACUUCAACAUGCUAUACUCUGUUUUCAGUCCCUUUUUAACUCAAAGAACUAAGAGCAAGUUCGUGAUUUCUAAGGAAGGAAAUGUAGCCAAGACACUUUACAAGCCUGAAGAUGCUCCUGUUCAGUACGGUGGACUGAAUCAACCCAGCGAUUUUCAAAAUGGUCCUCCAAAACCAGCUUCUGAGUUCACUGUCAAAGGAGGAGAAAAAGUGAACAUUCAGAUUGAAGGCAUUGAGGUUCAUCACUGUCAAAGGUGGUGCAAAGGUUGCCAUCCACAUGGGGUUGCAUUAGGAAUGCAUGAUCUUGCAUUUGAGGUUGCAGUUGAUUUCAUCAUUGGUUGCAUUGAGUUGCAUGAGGUUGCAUAUGAGUUUUCAGAUUGGGAAAAUAAGGUUGCACGAGGUUGCAAUCGGUUGCGUUUGCUUGAAUUUGAGGUUGCAUGA
Molecule: messenger RNA, 546 nt
Organism: Humulus lupulus (European hop)
Lineage: Eukaryota; Viridiplantae; Streptophyta; Magnoliopsida; Rosales; Cannabaceae
Product: patellin-6-like
Exons: 5
Coding region: 1-546 (181 amino acids)
Molecular function (GO): lipid binding
Source: RefSeq, a predicted model, not a curated record